ACUUUAACGUUUGCGCAGCUUUGAGCAUCGGAGAUGAUUAUUUAUUUGAGGUAAAAAUGUGUCUGAGUAAGUUUAAUGUUGUUUAAAACGACACUUUUAAUGAUUUACAUGUGAGAAAAUGUUGGAAUUUUGAAGAUGGAAAAUUUUGAAUCUUUCCAAGAAAACGAAAAUAUGAAAGCUUAUUCAUCUGGUCGAGAAAACUGUGUAAAUGAAACAGAUAUGUGUAGAAUAUGCAGAAGCCAAGGAAUGCCAGGAAGUCCACUUUACUAUCCUUGUGCAUGCACAGGAAGUAUGAAGUACGUUCAUGAAGAAUGUUUAAUGCAGUGGCUCAAGUACAGUAAAAAUGAGUUCUGUGAAGUUUGUACCCACCAUUUUUCUUUUAUACCAGUUUAUUCGACUGAUGUGUCUCGCAGUAAUUCCUUAAAAGAUGUUUUGCUUGUAAUCACAUGGGGCAUAUUUAAAAUUCUGAAACGAUAUGUUUGGUAUGGCUUCAUUCUGGGCUUGUGGCUAGGUGUUUUACCACUUAUUACAGCUCGCAUAUUCACCUUUUUAUUUAGUGGAUCAUUUGGCUCCCUGUUAAAGUUACCACUGUUCUUGGUCAAAACAGAAAACCUUUUGACUGACAUCUUAUUUGGUUGGUGUAUUGUUUUGUGUGCUCUGUUGGUGUUCUUCGGUCUACUUUGGUUACAUGAUGAGAUUGAUCUUCAUGGAGGGCCCUAUUGGUUAAAACAGCAGCAGGGAAGGAUGUUACAAGUAAUGGAUUUAGAAGAUGUGAUUGAAACUGAAGAAGUUGAUGAAACUUUGUUUGAGCAUUACAAUGAAAAUGGAG
This is a messenger RNA of Limulus polyphemus (Atlantic horseshoe crab), 829 nucleotides long. RefSeq names its product E3 ubiquitin-protein ligase MARCH6-like. The annotation marks the transcript as partial. Gene Ontology annotation, cellular component: endoplasmic reticulum membrane. The transcript has 7 exons. Gene Ontology annotation, molecular function: zinc ion binding. The record is from RefSeq and is a predicted model, not a curated record. NCBI's taxonomy places the organism in Eukaryota, Metazoa, Arthropoda, Merostomata, Xiphosura, Limulidae.